Pleuronectes platessa (European plaice) is the source of this 1410-nucleotide messenger RNA. It is a transcript of the gene glis1a, whose product is annotated as zinc finger protein GLI2. The record is from RefSeq and is a predicted model, not a curated record. Bases 277 to 1410 code for a protein of 377 amino acids. Gene Ontology annotation, molecular function: RNA polymerase II cis-regulatory region sequence-specific DNA binding; DNA-binding transcription factor activity, RNA polymerase II-specific. Lineage: Eukaryota; Metazoa; Chordata; Actinopteri; Pleuronectiformes; Pleuronectidae. Gene Ontology annotation, biological process: regulation of transcription by RNA polymerase II. The transcript is spliced from 4 exons. Gene Ontology annotation, cellular component: nucleus.
CCUGCGCGAGGCUCAGACGGACCCACGAGCCGUGGACGAUGACACGAGACGAGCUCGAGAGACGAUGAGUGGCCACGCAGCACUUUGGAACAAAUGACUGCAGAUUACACACGACGCCGGCAGCUGGAGAUUCAUCUGAUUCGAUUACAGUUAAGCAGGGAAAGAUGCUGGGGACGGGUUUAACUCUAAUGGAUUCCUAAAGUCGCCCCGAGACAAUUAAUAGCCACGAUUUUACUGAGGGGAUCUCUUGGUGGGAGUCAGAGCGCGGGGGCCAGGAUGUGGCCCCCCGACCUCGGGCCUCCAGACGUCCAGCUGACUCUCCCUGGGUUUGGGAGCGUGUUCGAAGAUGCCGAGGACCUGCAGGCGCCGCUGUCUUCAGGUGGCUUCUGUCAGUCGUCGAUGCAUUCGGGUGGUCUGUGCUGUGUGCCCAGGACGUCCCUGUCCCUGUCCUCCCUGGGCCGGGACCUCAGCUCCUUGCUCAGCUGCAAGACGAAUGGAUCCCACGUAGAAAAGUCUGUGGAGGACUUUGCAAUCACAGCACACACAGACCCUAAAAACACCCAGAGGUUCGUUUGUUACCCUCAACCCUCCCUCCCUCUGUCCUACAUGCUCACCGGCUGUGCCUCGUCUCCCACGUUCUGCCCCCCCUCGUCCUCCGUCUCCUCCACCUCCUCCUCCUCAUCUUUUUUUUUUGCCUCUUCCUCGUCUCUUUCUGAUGCCAACCACAAAACGUCUCAGCAACCAAGAAAAGCACAAGACGAGUAUCUCUCCAUCAAGCAGGAGCCCGCAGACGAUUUCUCGCCGUGUAAGAGGGAACCGUAUCAAAUGAACAACCAGCAGGGGGAGCUGUUUCACGUUGGCCAGCCCCUCGACUGCCACGAUGGCGGUCAGGACGGCGCCCAGACGCCGCUGCACUCCCCGAAGCUCAACGCACCCGUGGGGGGGAACCCUCCGGUGGACCAACAGGAGCAGCUGUGUCACUGGAUCGACUGCAGCGCCGCUCACAGCAGCCAGGAGGAGCUGGUGAGGCACAUCGAGAAGGUCCACAUCGACCAGCGUAAAGGGGAGGAGUUUGCGUGUUUCUGGGCCAGCUGUGUGCGGCGCCACAAACCCUUCAACGCUCGCUACAAGCUGCUCAUCCACAUGAGGGUUCAUUCUGGAGAGAAACCCAAUAAAUGCAUGUUCGAGGGCUGUGCUAAGGCCUUCUCCCGUCUGGAGAACCUGAAAAUCCACCUGAGGAGCCACACGGGAGAGAAACCGUACAUCUGCCAGCAUCCCGGCUGCCUCAAGCCAAACACUGGACUCCUGAUCCCCGGUGACCGGCGUCACCAUGCCUACUCCCACCAUCCUCAGGGCAACCAGGAGUCCUCGGAGAAGCUGUUAGGUUCACAGGCGUCGAGGCGUCAGUGA